Pristis pectinata (smalltooth sawfish) is the source of this 3069-nucleotide messenger RNA. RefSeq names its product espin-like protein. Gene Ontology annotation, biological process: actin filament bundle assembly. Lineage: Eukaryota; Metazoa; Chordata; Chondrichthyes; Rhinopristiformes; Pristidae. Gene Ontology annotation, molecular function: actin filament binding. The coding region runs from base 1 to 3069 and encodes 1022 amino acids. Gene Ontology annotation, cellular component: cytoplasm. The transcript is spliced from 8 exons. The record is from RefSeq and is a predicted model, not a curated record.
AUGGUUCCUCACCCGUGCCUGCUUGCCGCGAAGGAUGGGGACCUCGAAACCCUGAAGAGCCUGGAUGCCAAUGGCAGGCUGAAUGGGGACAUCGAGGAUCACCUGGGCGCCUCCCCAGUCCAUCACGCAGCCAGAGCCGGCCGACUGGACUGCUUAAAAUUCCUCAUCACACAGGCUAAGUUGUCAGCGAACAAGCGGGCCAAAAACGGAGCAACUCCCACCCACGAUGCUGCUGCCACUGGGAAUUUAACGGCACUCCAGUGGCUGACCAGCGCCGGCGGCUGUGACAUUCAGGACCGGGAUGACCAUGGUGCAAAUGCCCUGCACCUAGCAGCUCGAUUUGGCAGAUUGGAAACGGUGCGGUGGCUGCUGCAGGCAGGGUGUGAUCCCAUGUUGGAGGCGGACAAUGGUGCUGUGCCAGCACACUAUGCAGCCGCUAAGGGAGACUUUGCAAGUUUGAAACUGCUUAUCACACAUGCCCCGAGGGCUUUGAACAAGCAGACUCAGAAUGGUGCCACACCCCUCUACUUGGCCUGUCAGGAAGGACACCUUCACAUAGUUGAAUUCCUCAUCAAAGACUGUGAGGCCAAUUUGAACCUGCGAACAUAUGACGGGAUGACAGUUCUUCAUGCAGCGGCACAGAUGGGCCACUGUGCCCUGGUGCUGUGGCUGAAAUCGUUCACCGACACUGAUAUCUCUGCGCAGGACAACGAGGGAGCAACUGCAAUGCAUUUUGCUGCCAGUGGAGGACAUGCCAAGGUCUUGGAACAAUUAAUAAGGAUGGGGGCUGGGAUACUGAAGGAUAACUGGGGUGGCACGCCACUGCAUGAUGCUGCGGAGAAUGGAGAGCUGGAGUGUUGUCAGAUCCUUAUCAUGAAUCACGUAGACCCCACCAUUGAAGAUGAUGAUGGCUAUACUGCUGCAGAGUUAGCAGACUACAAUGGAAACAUGGAGUGUGCUUUGUACUUGCGGCAUGUUGAGAAAGUGCUCCCUCUGGAGGAGCCUCCUGUUUCUAUGCAAGAAUCGAUUCGGAAAUCAAAAAGUAUUGUGAAACAGCAGAACAGAGGUGACUACUACCAGUCAAUUAACGAGGGCCGCAGGGAGUCGCGCGACUUUCAGCAAGGAAUGGAGGAUGGCAAGAGUGAAAACUUAAAGCACAAAGAGGAGUCAAAAGAGAAAGCAUUGGUCCCACUCCCUGUGGAGGAGGUCCCUUCCACAGAUGUGGAUUUGCUGGUGCCCACACAUGACGAGAAAGGGCGUCCCAUACCAGAGUGGAAGCGGCAAGUUAUGGUCCGAAAACUGCAGGCACGGCUGCAGGAUGAAGAAGAACAACGGAGGGAGCACAAAGGAGGAGGUUACCUGCAGACAGAAGUAUGGAGGUAUUCCCAGGAACACAAUGCCAUAUUGGGCCCAUUUGGAGAGCUUCUGACAGAGGAUGACCUUAUCUAUCUGGAGAAGCAGAUAGAAAAUGUCCAGGUGAUGAAGAGGUGCCAGGAAUACGAAGGUGAGCUGAACCGCUUGGCAGUUCAGCUGCGAACUAUUCUCCCUGCUCCUAUUGUCAACAUCACUGUUAAUACUCAGCUUUUGCAUCAGGAUUCAGGCAAGGAGGAGAACACACCCUUGCCUGUUUGGUGCAACAGGAUAUCUGGGAUUGUGAGGACUAUGUCACUCCUUUUGUCAAAUGUAAAUGAAAAAGAUCGCAUGGAUUAUGAAAGCAAGGAAAUUACUAAAAUACCAAAUGUGGAAUUGGCAGCCGUUUUCACUCCAAGGCCUGACCAAACAUCUUCAAGAAAGAGCAGGAACAAAGUAGAGAAAGAAAUCCAGCAGUUUGGGGUGUCAGUACGCACCCUUAGAGCCAAUUUUGAAAAACAAUGUGUGCUGAAAGAUAAAACGCUGUCCAGCACCAAUCCACUGGAAAAUCAGGAAGGUACCUUGGAAAACAAGAAUUAUAAUGAAUCUUAUCCCAUGGUCCCUGAACAUAGAGAUGAAGCUCAAAAUGUAGAAGGUGUUUGUCGUGGUACCACCGCUUGUGAAGAUGAGUCUUGGCACAAAGAUAUCACUGGAGUUCAAAAAAGGGAGUUGAGUGAAGGACAAAUGCGUGAGAUCCAGCAGUCAGACAGCAUGAGGGACACGAGUCAAUUGGGAAUUAACUCAAAGAAUGAUGUGGUGGAGGACCAUGCUCCCCGUUCCCCUGUGACAGAGUCGACUAGUCUGAGGAAAGAAAGAAUAGUUGUGUUAUUCCUAGGUCACUGGAAAAAGUCAACUUACACCAUGUCUUUGAAAAUGAAGCUCAAAAAUUUGUGUACAUCUGCCACUGUAGAAAAUAGCAAUGAAUCGCCAAAAGAUGGAGAGAUGACUAAAGCAGAGGAGGGUGGUGGAAAGCUGGAGUUGAAAACACAUCUUGAACCCCAGUCCAAGCAGUCCAUUCCAAAUGAAAAGCUUAGACAUUUGUUCCUGCAGCAAAGGACCAUCACCAAACUCAUUGGCAAUUGGAGAAACAUCAUAUCCCAUGUUCCAUCCAGACAAAUUAGACGAUUAAAUCGGCAAAGGAUCACCUACUCGCCUGAGCAGUUUCUCCCUCGUAUCAAUGGUGUUCCUGCUGACUAUGAUAGUCUGACCCUUGACCUUUUCAUGUUGGGAUACUUUCACAUCCUUGAACUUGACCUGCCUCCGGAUGAAAGGAAAAUGAGGCAUCUUCUGUGCUUUGAGGUAUUUGACCACCUGGGGAAAUUCAGUUGGGACUUGGUCCGUGCAUUCCAUAAGGCUGUCAUUGAGGAGAUUGAUGCCGGCAAAAGGGAAUGGAAGAAUGGAUUUGAAGACAUUAAACAAAGGUUCUUCAGCAACCCCGAAAACAUGGUAGCUACACCCACACAGUCCGAGCCGACUAUAAGACCGGUGCCCAAAGUCAUUGUGCAAAGUGCCACACCUGAAGAGGACGAAAUACCCACAGGCUAUGGCUACUCCUCUGACCUCGGAGCCUUUAGCAAUGAUGAAAUUUGCAAGUACAUUGAUAGAAGCUUUGCUUUCUGGAAGGACAAGGAAGCAGAAAUUUUUGAUUUUGAGGAAUAG